AAAUGGUAUAACUUUUAGCUAAACGUGGUAGUAAUUCUUAGUUUAUUAGAGCUAAUCUAUAAGCAAUAAGGGCUCUACGAUUAUAUCGUCUCUUAAGACAAUUUGACUGGCUAUUGCUAGAUUUAGGUCAAACCAAGCACACGAUUUGCGAAGUAAUGCUACUUCCUACGCGGCACACAAGUACGCGCGGCUAGGUCAACACGUCCGCGGCCGUGGUCCUUAUCCAGGCACAACUGACACCACCAGCACCCCUUGGAGCCACUGUUAGGUGGCAGUGUACUGUAGGGCAGGCUGCACGGACAAAGAAGAAUGAUGGUUUGCUACAGCGUGGCUCCACGCAAGCCGUUUUGGUGCACCCCAACGCCCCCACGGAAACGUCCGAUCCUCCCACUGGUGCUGCUCACACUACUUUCAACCAUUCGUACAGCCGCCACCAUGUAUUGGACAUGCCCAGAUGUGGCUAACUAUGCCUCAUCCUUUUGGGUCACCCACUCUGGCAGCGGCCUCCAGUAUUACGAAUAUGCGACUCUGGACGAACUUGCAAGCAUGUGCAAUGCUGACCCGAGGUGUAAGGGCUUUGACAGUAUGGGUUAUACCAUGAGUGCAGUGGCACCAACAGAAUACACAUUUGGAGUUUGCAUGUACACACGAGUAUGCGCAUAUGCUGCCGGGUACACGGCUCAACCUGGAGCCGACCAUAACGGAGAUGACUUGGUUGCAAACUACAUGGAUGUAAGCACUGCAGCCGCCACGUGCAGCUCCCGCGCGGACUGCAAGGGCUUCGAGUACAGGAACAGGCAAGGUGCUGCGUGGCUCAAGAGCACCGUUUCACCAAGCACCUUCUACACAGACACCUCUAUGUGCCUGUACACAAAAGUAUGCGCAUAUGCUGCCGGUUACACGGCUCAACAUGGAGCCGACCAUUACGGAGAUGACUUGGCUGGAUACACCACGGAUGUAAGCACUGCAGCCGCCACGUGCAGCUCCCGCGCGGACUGCAAGGGCUUCGAGUACAGGAACAGGCAAGGUGCUGCGUGGCUCAAGAGCACCGUUUCACCAAGCACCUUCUACACAGACACCUCUAUGUGCCUGUACACAAAAGACUUGACUUCUCCCUCGCCGCCGCCGCCUACCUCACCAUCGCCUCCUCCACCUCGACCACCCCCGCCAUUGCCCCCAUCCCCACCACCACCCUCCCCACGUCCGCCGCUUCCUCGGCCACCAUCGCCUACACCGCCUUCACCCUCGCCGCCGCCUCCUCCUUUGCCGCCGUCUCCGGUUCCACCCAGCCCAAAGCCACCCUCUCCUUCUCCACCCUCACCGCCGCCCUCUCCCCUCACACCAUCCCCAUUCCCGCCCAGCCCAACACCUCCCUCUCCUUCGCCUCCCUCACCGCCUCCGUCUCCCCUCCCACCGUCGCCGCUCCCGCCCAGCCCGAAUCCACCCUCUCCUUCCCCUCCCUCACCGCCUCCGUCUCCCCUCCCACCAUCGCCACUCCCGCCCAGCCCGAAUCCACCCUCUCCUUCCCCUCCCUCACCGCCACCCUCGCCUCUCCCACCCAGCCCAAAUCCGCCAUCUCCUUCCCCUCCCUCACCGCCUCCCCCUCCUUUGCCGCCAUCUCCACUUCCACCCAGCCCGAAUCCACCCUCUCCUUCGCCUCCCUCACCGCCUCCGUCUCCCCUCCCACCAUCGCCACUCCCGCCCAGCCCGAAUCCACCCUCUCUUUCCCCUCCCUCACCGCCACCCUCUCCUUUGCCGCCGUCUCCUCUUCCACCUAGCCCGGAUCCGCCCUUCCCUCUUCCUCCCUCACCGCCCCCCUCGCCUCUCCCACCCAGCCCCUAUCCGCCCUCCCCUUCCCCUCCCUCACUGCCGCCGUCUCCACUUUCACCCAGCCCAAAUCCGCCAUCCCCUUUCCCUCCCGCACCGCCAACCUCUCCGCUUCCACCGUCGCCACUCCCGCCCAGCCCGAAUCCACCCUCCCCUUCCCUUCCCUUACUGCCCACCUCUCCCCUGCCGCCGUCUCCAGUUCCAACCGGCAGCGCUAACUCCCCCACUUCUUUCCCUUCUUUUUCGCCCCCACUUCCACGGCAGCCGUCUUCCUCUCCACCGCGCCCACCCCCACAACCUCCUGCCAGCGCCCUAUAUCCACUUCCUCCGUCUCCAUUUCCGCGGUCUCCUCCCCCAUUUUCCCCCUUUCCAUCAUCACCCAUACUUGGGCCGACAGCUCCGCCAUCUUCCCUUGCCGUAACACCAGCGCCUUGUUUGUCACCACCACCACCGACUUUGUCAGCGAAUUCUUCCUCCUCAUCAACUCCAGCUAUACCGCCAAAGCAGGUUACCCCAUCGCCACCACCUCAGCGGUGUGACAAUGUCGCAAGUUACAUUGCGUCCUACGAUACGGACCACUGGGGAGAUGAUCUGAUCUAUAUACCCAACAUGGAUGUGCCGCGCCUGGCCCUGCUAUGUGACGCUGAUCCGGACUGCCAGGGCUUUAACAGCCUAGGUUACCUUAAGCGGUCUGUAGAUUCAACUUCUGCAGCAGCUGGACUAUGCACAUACAGGAAAGCUUGCCCAUAUGCUGCUGGAUAUAUUGCCACGUAUGAAGCCGACCAUUGGGGAGAUGAUAUUGGCAAAUACGACCUCAACGUUACAGAUGUAGCUAAGCUGUGCAGCUCUCGAUCUGAUUGUUUAGGAUUCAAUAGCUUCGGUAGUUAUGGAUGGAUGAAGAGGACAGUGUCCCAAGCCACAGCAGCACCAGGGUCGAAGAUGUGCCUGUACAGGAGAGGCCUUUUCGUAUAUGGUCCCUACUACACGUCCCCUUGGCAAUCCGGCCAACCUAACAGCUGGUCUUUUCCUGAUUUAAAUGCUACUUGGAUAUGGGGCUCUAAUGAUGCGACAAGUUACCCAUCAACAGCGCUCGCUUACUCGUUUUCAAAAGUGCUUGACAUCUCAAACAGCACUGCUAUUCGAGUCUUUGUGUGGGUCGACAACCAGGCUGAUAUAUUUAUUGACGGGAGGUACGAAACAACGCUAGCCGGCGGCUGGGCACCCUUCAUGAACGUUUCCCCGGGAUUCAUCACCUUGCAGCUGGCACCUGGCCGCCAUGUGCUGACUCUGCGGUGCACCAACCACCCGUCAACGCCGGGUACUGCCGGACUUCUUGCCUCCAUAGUGGAUGACAGGACUGGCAAAGUUCUCAUGCGCUCUGACACCUCGUGGGGUGUGAGUGAAAGCCCAAUACGACUUGCAAAUGUGGUAGGCUCGUCUUACACUGCUGCGUGGCUUUCGUCCUUCCAAGACUAUGGCGCCUCCUGGAUUUGGUCAGCACCUGGUGCUGAGACCUACGCUUCCACCACGAACGCCUCCGUGUUUUUUAAAUACUUCGAGGUUACCCAAGACACUCCGGCGCGCUUGGAAGUUGCUGCUGACGAUGAGGCUCGGAUAUUCCUCGAUGGAGAAUACUUGGGCCCGGUAUACUGGCCGUCUUUGUUUGGCAUUAACCUUACAAUCAAGCCAGGCCACCACGUAUUUGGUAUACAGGCCAUGAACUACCCGACCGUAGACGGUACUCCACAGUCAUACAAUCCUUGCGGUCUACUAGUUUCACUGAGAGGCAAAGCGAACGGCCAGGUCAUUCUCCGCAGCGAAGGCACCUGGACAGUAACGAGCAGCAGACAACCUGUGUUGACAGAUUGCUCAGUGAUCCACGGGUACCAGACAUUGUCGGACAAAGAACAUGAGAACGACAACAUUGGACGGCUCUCUAACACCGACCUUGGUGCCUUGGCCGAGGCUUGCACAGCUGACGUCAGAUGUAAAGGGUUCAAUGCUGAUGGGUACCUGAAGUCUGCAGUAGAACCCAUGCGCUUCUAUCGAGGUUGCUUUUAUGCGAAGACAGCCCAAAGUAAUGCGCCCCUGGCAAACCCAACACCGCCAUCCCCUGCUACAGAUGCCAAGAGGGAUUAUAAGCCUGUCAUCACUGGAGUUAUAUGCAGUGUUGGCGGAGUCGUGGUCACGGCACUUGUCAUCGGUGGCUUUUGGCUUUACAAGCGCCGCUUUCAUAAUGCCAGCCACCGCUACAGUGUUACCAGCAACAGCGGCCCAGUCGAGUUGCCCAAUUUCGUGAACAUGGAGAUCCCUUCUAUUGCUGUUGCACGUCAAGGUUUGCCAACUCCUGGAACUUCUAUGCCAUUACCAACAGCACCACCAAUACAACAAGCGCAGCAGGUGCAACGAAGACGAAGAAGAGAAAUAAAUGUCCGAACAAGGGUGUACUCGUAUGAAGCUCUUAAAGCAGCAACUUCUGACUUCAACGCGGCAAACCUCAUUGGUGAAGGCGGCUUUGGGACUGUUUACCGUGGUACAUGGGGCAUGCAGAAGUUACCCAUCGCCGUUAAAAAAAUGAACCCCGGUCAUUCGCAACAGGGCUGGAAGCAAUAUUUGAAAGAGGUCAACAUUUUAUCGAAGAUUCACCACCCAAAUAUCUUGAUGUUUCUUGGGACAUGCUCGGAACAGGGUAUUCUGGUGUACGAACUUAUGCCCGGAGGUAGCUUGGAGAGUAGACUGACAUCGCAUAGCCGGCAACUACUGGUGUCGACUGUACCCGGCUCGCGUACCGGUACUAUGCUGGGCUGGAAAGACCGUGUGCGCAUCAUAUGCCAAGUUGCCUGCGCCCUCGACUUCCUGCAUACCAGCAACCCGCCCAUCGUACACAUGGACCUCAAACCUGCGAACAUCCUCCUAGAUGGUCACAAUAAUGCGAAAUUGGGAGACGUGGGCCUAGCACAAGCCAUGAAAGACCCCCGGCUGUCACUUAACAUGGCGACAAGAUCAACUCUGGUGGGCACAUGGGGAUACAUGGAUCCAGAGUACGUGCAUAGCGGCCAGUAUGGACCCCGCAGUGACAUCUACGCUCUUGGCGUAUGCAUGCUGCGCGCUCUUACAAAUGACUCAGGCCACGGUCUUGUGGAGCAAGUUCGUACUGCCCGGCAAAACCCCGCAACUGACGCCUUCAAGGCCAUGCUGGACAGCAAUGCUGGCGGCUGGCCACUUGAGAAGGCGCAGGAGUUUGCGGACCUGGCUUUACGUUGCGCGGAUGCCGUUGGCCGCAACCGACCACCUAUGCAGGAAGUACUCCUGCCUACUUUGAUCAGGUUCAAGCAGCACGCGGACGCCCACCAGGACACCGACGUCAACCAACAUGCGUCGGCCGGUGCCGUAUCAGGGCACCCUACUCAAACGCCAGACACGGCUGCAGUCGGUUCAGAUGAACCUCCGCAUAUGUUUUUGUGCCCAAUUAUGCAGGAUGUCAUGGACGACCCCGUCUUCGCAGCUGACGGGUUCACUUAUGAACGUACGGCAAUUGAGGAAUGGAUACGGAUGCACCGCCCUGCCGUCAGCCCGAUGACGAACACGUCGCUUGGGCACACCAACCUGACGCCGAACCUCCUCCUGCGCAGCGAGAUUGCAGAGUGGAGGGCGCGGCGGAUGCAGCGUGGAUAGUCACUUGUUGCGUUAUCGUAAGAAUCAUGAGUGAGAUGCUAAGCUGUGUACACGGCUCACAUGAGCGUAAUGACGGCACAGGGUACCCCUGGACAUGGAAUGUACAUGGCAUUAAUUUUAGGAGUACCUUUCAAGUUUGGGGGGCUCGACUCGGAAGCUAGGAAGCCUGCUAAAGCUGGAAUUGUAGCUGAUGUCCCCGUCUGUAAACGUGGCUUUUACGCACGUGCUGUAUGUCGUUGUUGGCGCCCAAGCUUAUUUAGAACGCGCUUGUAUGCUGUCUACGGAUGCAUACCGGCAUGUGGGUGCUGGCGACAGUCAAUCGGUCAUGGGUGAUUCAGGUGUUCAUGAAUGUAUGUGUUAUCCUUUUGUUGCAAGCCAUCUAUUGCCAUUGUUAAUUGGGGUGAGGGUUUUGGGAUCAUGCCGAUGUAAACAAAAUAUUCGCCAGCAAGGUGUUAGUCUGGGCUAUACAUUGUACAAUUGCUAACAGCAGGUCAAGUGGGGCAAACGGCAUUUCCUUCUUGUCACGUGUGGCUCCAAAAUGCAUGUCAAUCAAAAAUUAGGCUCCAGCAUCAUGUCAAUAAAAACCUAAGCUGUACGAUUGGUGUCACGGAUACGUGAUUUGUAUGGGGCAUUCAUGGGUAGGUGCGGCAGAUGCGAUGAGUGAAGUGGGUUGUAUUGGCGUAUGUACGCAUCUCGGUCGAUCGUUGCCGUCCCAGUUUCCCUAUAGACCCUGCAAAUGACUGACUGACUGUCGAAGAUGCUCCAGUGCGGUAUCCAUGUGGCCAUACGGAAACACUGCAUGUAGAAGGGAUUUGUGCCGUCACCUCUACCAAGCUUACUGGAUGUGUGAGGUCCAAUCCCGCGCACACAACGGAAGGAUAGGGGCAUGUUUGUUUGGCCCUUGCCGUUUUGAUGCAAUACGAACGGUACACACAAUGCAGGGUUGGUUUGAGGACGUGGGGACUGCGCUUUCACCCCCUCCCAAUGGCCUGGAUAAUGUCCGGCGCUGGGCUUAGGGGAUGUAGCUUACUGCGGCUAGUAACCUAUGUAAGGUAGGUCAUGAGAAGUAUAGGCGUUUAAAAGCUGUAUAAUUGACGUUUGAAGCUGUAUAAUUGACGUGUGAAAGCGGGAGAGUACAUCGCCACUACGCAAUGGGCGACUCUGCUGUGGUUGCGGUCGAGGCUGGUAGGCGUGGUAGCUGGGCCUGAUUGGGCGUCAUUGUGCCGCCCUUGCCCAUGCACCAUAUAUACGCAAAGUAGCGGGACAACAUAGCCCUUGUUUUACUUGGCUACCGAAAUCAAUCGCUUGGAAAAGGAUAGAUAGGGCGGAGGCCAGCCCUGAUCCAGUAUGCGAAGGCAGUACCGGUGUGAUUGCUGGCGUCUGCUAGCAGUGGGCAAAUAUAAAGUACACGGGAGAGGCCAAGCCAAUUUGAAGCAUCCUGCUAGCC
Messenger RNA from Astrephomene gubernaculifera, 6949 nucleotides. The record is from the annotation of a GenBank genome assembly. Lineage: Eukaryota; Viridiplantae; Chlorophyta; Chlorophyceae; Chlamydomonadales; Astrephomenaceae.